UGUCGACCGCGAUUAAAAAGAGAAGAAGAAGACUCGGAGCGCCGUUUCCAAAACAGAACCAGAACCCGAAGCCCACGGAGCCCGAUGCUGGGACGUAGCCACGCCACGGGUGUGAUCAGCGGCCAUGUCUGUGGUGACAGUGCAGCUCGGCCAGUGCGGUAACCAGGUGGGUCAGCAGCUGUUUGACGUCAUCAGCAGCGAUGCUCAGGACGGCCAGAGGAAGACGUACAGCUCCGUCAGCUGGGAGCGCUUCUUCCGCCAGACCUCACAGGGAGACUUUGAAGCCAGGGCGGUGCUGGUUGACAUGGAGCCCAAAGUGAUCAACCACAGCAUGAACAGGGCAGCGAAGUCCGGCCGGUGGAGAUAUGCGGAGGCUUCCCACUUCAGCCAGAAGCAGGGCUCCGGAAACAACUGGGCCAAUGGGUAUCGCGUCCUUGGCCCUCGCCACAGGGACGCGGUGGAGGAGCUGGUGAGGAGGGAGGUGGAGCACUGCGACGCGCUGGCUGGGUUCAUCCCCAUGAUGAGUGUGGCGGGGGGCACGGGGUCAGGAGUCGGGACCUUCGUCACUCAGUGUCUCAGAGACGUUUACCCAUCAUCCUUUGUCCUCAACCACCUCACCUGGCCAUAUGGGACUGGGGAAGUGAUCGUCCAGAACUACAACUCGGUGCUGACGCUGGCGCACCUCUACCAGCUGUCCGACGCUCUCCUGGUGCACGAGAACGACGCCGUGCACAGGAUCUGCAGCCAGCAGCUGAAUCUCAAGCAGAUCUCCUUCGGCGACAUCAACCGGGUCAUCGCUCACCAGCUGGCCGGGGUCCUGCAGCCGGCGCUCACGCCCGACUCCUGCGGCGCCUACAGCGGGAAUCCUCUCGGGGAGCUGGUGAGCGCGCUCGCCUGCCACCCGGAGUACAAGCUGCUGAGCGCGUGCAGCAUCCCUCAGAUGGCCAGCGCCUCCAUCGCCUUCAGCACCUUCAGCUGGCCGGCGCUGCUCAAACACCUGCGGCAGAUGCUCAUCGCCAACACCAAGAUGGAAGAAGGAAUAGACUGGCAGGUCCGUCCACCUCCAGCCUCGGCGAGCCGGACCAGUAGCCUCACCGCCGGCGGCUUCAACGCCUCGCUGGCCAACCUGCUCAUCCUGAGAGGGAAGGACGUCUACAGCGCAGAGACAGGCGGCUUUGAAGACCCGGCCAUCUACACGUCAUGGCUGCCGCCGGCUGAAGCGCUCAGCCUGUGGAAAUCCCCCGUUCCCUUCGAUAAGUACGAGAAGUCGGCCACGCUGGUUAGCAACAGCCAGGCUCUGCUCAGACCUCUGGAUGACAUGGUGAGGAAGGCCUGGAACAUGUUCGCUUCCAGGGCCUACAUCCAUCAGUAUGUUAAAUUUGGGAUAUCAGAGGAAGAUUUCCUCGACAGCUUUACGUCUCUGGAGCAGGUGAUCUCCAGCUACGCUCAGCUGCAGUGCUAGCAGUGAUGGAAGCUGCCUGGCACCACCCACCGCCGACCGCAUCAUAUAUCAUUUAUUUUGGUUUAAACUGAUAUUUCAAUCAAAAUGAUUUUCUAUAAGAAAUUUCUUCAGUCGAUAAUUAUUCAGCCCAGCUUUCAUCACAGCUGGUGAACCUCUUGCUUUGAGGUUUACGGUUUGUUAAACGAUGGCUUUGGUUACAACCUUACUGGCAGCGGGAUCCUGGCGUAUGACGCAGAGUGAUGACAUCACAGCGGCUCGAAGGAAACAGGCUUUGGAUUGUAAAUGACUCCUUACAGUUCAGUCAUUUUCACUCUGACUGGCUGGAUAAAACUUUUAGAGCUGCAAUUGUGGGGUCGUCAGACUAGUUAAAGAGUUGUACAAGUCGUUCACCAUUUGUGGUAAAUGAUGUAAAUAUUUUUUUUAAAACAGUUUCCAACCUAAAGACAAGAAAAAAUAGCUCUACAGAAUAUUAACAAUUUAAUAUCAUUCUAUGAAUGAAAGCUGAUAAAACCUGCAUUUAUAUCUAUAUUGAAAAACUUUAGUAGAAAAACUUGUCUUUAACCGUGAGUGUCUUGAAAGAGCUUCUAAAUAAAAAUGUUAU
Messenger RNA from Fundulus heteroclitus (mummichog), 2063 nucleotides. It is a transcript of the gene tubd1, whose product is annotated as tubulin, delta 1. Gene Ontology annotation, biological process: mitotic cell cycle; microtubule cytoskeleton organization. The coding region runs from base 125 to 1462 and encodes 445 amino acids. The transcript is spliced from 8 exons. Gene Ontology annotation, cellular component: microtubule; cytoplasm. NCBI's taxonomy places the organism in Eukaryota, Metazoa, Chordata, Actinopteri, Cyprinodontiformes, Fundulidae. The record is from RefSeq and is a predicted model, not a curated record. Gene Ontology annotation, molecular function: GTP binding; structural constituent of cytoskeleton.